This is a messenger RNA of Cyclocybe aegerita, 960 nucleotides long. The record is from the annotation of a GenBank genome assembly. NCBI's taxonomy places the organism in Eukaryota, Fungi, Basidiomycota, Agaricomycetes, Agaricales, Hemipholiotaceae.
AUGCUCGCAACCCAUGGACCGUCUGGAAAGGACAUCAUUGGAACCAAGAUUGAUCCUGAGGAUAUGGACACCUGGCGAGAUGACCCUGAAAGUAUUGAACCUUCCAGCGGCAGCGCUGUCUCCAGCACUAUCCAGCUCGACGGCGAGACAACGGGCGAAGGCGAAGGCCUGGAAAUAUCGAAGUGGCGUCGUCAUCCUUCUCAGAAUAAUAUUAUGCUGUGUGGACUCAACACGAGAAAGGGUGAAUACUACUAUUGUCAUGCAUUUGACCACGAGGCAGGCGGAAAGCUCACGACACGAUAUUUGGGUCAUGGUGGAAGCGUCGACGGCUUCUCCGCCAGCGUCAAUGCUGAUCCAAAUGUAUUCCUGACUUGGUGCAGCGACGGACAUGCGCGGUUAUACGACGUCCGACAUCCCUUGCCUGUGCUGACGAUUGCAUCGGCAAAACAUCUAGAGCCUAUGCCUGCAGCGGUACUUGCUCAUCCCGAUGGGAUUCCUUAUAGGUCUCUCAUCUUUACAGGAACUGCACGAAGCAAAUGUAUUAACCUCUGGGAUGUUCGCUCCCGCGCGAUGCUUUAUGAACUCGCGACGGGGAACAACUGCGUUGAAGCUUUGGCUUGGGACGAGACAAGCAACUCGCUCUAUGCAGCGACGAGCUGCCCACACAUCGACUGGAAUGGACGGCACCUUGAUUAUCGCCCUGCCAGGAUUCCGAAGGUGAGGACUGGCGAAGACGAAGACGGCGAAGGCGACAGCGAAGAUAAUGCAGAAGAAGACGACAUCGAGGAACCAAGCGAUGAUAUAUGCUGGCCGAAAGGCGCGCAUCAUGCUGAAGAUCACUUUGGGCACGUCUUUGACGCAGGUGAUCAUAGGCUUUAUAAAUUCAAGUUCAAGAUGGAUCCUGACCCCAAUCAGCUGCCAUAUUAUGGAUCAGCGUCUCUCAGCACUGGCUUUUGGUAA